Molecule: messenger RNA, 1242 nt
Organism: Lolium rigidum
Lineage: Eukaryota; Viridiplantae; Streptophyta; Magnoliopsida; Poales; Poaceae
Product: protein XRI1-like
Exons: 9
Coding region: 117-980 (287 amino acids)
Biological process (GO): female meiotic nuclear division; male meiotic nuclear division
Source: RefSeq, a predicted model, not a curated record
ACCCGCUCCCCACCUCGCCGGCUUCUUUCCUCCUUCGACUUUACCUUUCUCGGUUCGGUAAGUAGCGCCGGGCCGCCGUAGCGCGUCUUGGAUCCGCCGCGGAGGCUGUGGCGGGGAUGGAUUUCGACGGAGGCAUUGGUGCCGAUCAGAGUGAGAUGUGGGAAUGGCAGAGUCCAGAGUUUGAUCUGCACAAGGAUUUGGUACCAGCUCCAUCUAGCUCCUUGUGGGCUGAAACAAACAGCAGUGUGAUUGAUUCUUGGAGCAUGUUCGAUGAGCAAACUCCAAUAAAAGAAUGUACAGACAUAGAUUUGCCCUUCUGUGAUAUAGGAGACAUUACUAUCAAGGACUUCGACGAAGGGAAGGAAACCUUACAAGCUAAAAGAAGACGUAUGCUGCAGUUCUGUCCAGAAAAUGUUGAGAUGGAGUGUCCGAUGACAGAUGUGCUGUUAGAAAGCCUGCAAGUGGAUUUGGAUUUCUCUAGUGAUGAGCAUUUGUUACUUGCUGAUGGGACAGAGGAACUACCUGAAGAAUGGCUGGUGGAUUGCUCGCAAGACAGUGUACCUGGUUGCCCUCCUGCAGAAAUGAAUAGUCCGCCUAGUGCUUCUGUGCAAGCCAAUAUCUCCGCUCUCCAGAUUUCUUUAGUCGAGGAGCAGUCUAGCAAAGUUGUGAAGAAACCUCCGCAAUCUCGACCUACACCUCUGAAAGCUGGAAGAAACAUUCUGAGAGCAAGGAAGCAGAAAGCAACGGUGGCGUACCCUUUCGAGCUGAUCAAGCCGUGCGGUUUCCGCGGCGACACCACUCUAAGGGAUAUAAACCAGAAAAUCCAUGCACCGCCUCCGUACAGGAUCAGGCACAAGUACGACGAUGAGCCAGUCUCGUACGAGGCCUCAGCCAUCUCCGGGAAACCCGUGGUGCACAAGACGAAGAUCCACACCGAGGGGGGCAAGGGCAGCAUCACCAUCACAAGAACGAGAGGCUAAGUCUCCCGUGCUGUCUAGGUAUAGCUGAUUUUGUGGCCAAAGAAUUGUGUGUGUUGCUGUUGUUGUUGGAUUGUGCUUGCUGCAGCAUUUGGCCUGUGUUAGCUUGUUAGUAGAAGAGGGUGGUGUGCUGCAACAUUAGAGUGGUGGUAGAGGACUAGAGGGUGUUUGUAGUCAGCGGGUAUGGCUAGUCUGAUUCUUUCUUUUCUUGGUUGAUGAAAGGUGGAAAAGUUGGUGUGAUCAGGUAAUUAUGGACAUAUUUAGU